AGAUGGCGACCAACGUGAUCUCAGACGAUGAACUUCGUAAACAAUUACAGAGUCUGGGAGAGAAUCCAGGGCCUGUUACUCCAAGCACACGACCGUUACUUCUUCGUAAACUAAGAAAAUUGGAGAAAGAAGGCACAAGACGUGCUAAAGAGACAAAAAAAGAUUCGAGACGCAAAAGUGCACCACCAUCUAGCCAUGCAUCUAGCCAGACGAAAAGGCAAAGUCCUUCGAGAAAGCUUCUUGGCUUCUCGAGUGACGAAGAAGACAACCAGUCCAAUUCUAGGUCAAGAAGAAGAGCGUCUAGUGGCAGAGGAGCUCGCAUAAAGGAAGAAUUUGAGGAAUCAAAAGACGAUGUGGAUGGAAAUAGAGACGAUUUCGAAAAACCUCGAGACAGAUCAAAAUCGGGUGAAAACCAACGUGGAAGGUCAACCGUCCAUGGCUUCAACGAUUCACCGACUAUACGCGAUGAAUUUUCUGAUUCAGAUAGUACAACAUAUACAGGACCUUUUCAGAGAGGAUCGUUUCGUUUUCGCUCUUUCAGACGGAAGAAGGACAGCCCCGAAAGUGCAAAUUCGAAUCGGCAAAUUGUGAAAGAUAAAGUUAACUUUGGGGACGAAAUGCCAUCAGACCACAAUGCCACCGAUCGAGACAGCACAGAUGGCGCUUACAGUCCCAGAUCAGAGGGAAACUCGUUGUCAUCAUUCAUAAACAUUGUGGCUUUGUUUGUUGUUAUAAUUUGUAUGGUUCUUCUGGGAGUUUACUACCUAAAUGAUUUUCAUUUAAACAAUUAUGGAAUAACAUCUAGUAGUGGUCCUCUAUCUGUUUGUAGUAACAGCAUCAGGAGUAAUUGUGUUCAUCAGAAAGAUCUCAACUUAAAAUAUGUACAUUUUCUAAUUGGUUUAUUGUCAAAGAAAGCAGGUCAGUUUGACUGUCAAGAUGAUUCAGUAACAAGUAGAAAUGUUUCCAAAGACGAACUAAUUAAACAACUUGAUUCGCAGAUAGCACAAGAUUUUCCUGAUUUGAGUGUCAAGAGAAAAAGCCAAAUCCAAAUAGAUGUGAUAGAAUUUUUAAACAACAAAACAAUCAACGAAACGGGAGUAAGAAUAUAUGACGAAGAGAWGAACCUYCUAGGUGACAAUACUUCUAGUGCAUACUGGUAUGAAUCUAUUAAGCCAAAYAAGUCACUGGUGUGUCGCAUACAACAAUCGUGCUCUAAAGUAAUGACUGGAACAAUUAUAUUAGCAUUUGUGUUUUUAAUUCUUGUUGGGGUUUAUUAUGGYGUUCGUAAUCACUGGAGAAAAGAAGAAGAAGAUACUCGUAUGAUGUACAAGUUUGUUGAAAAUAUCAUUGAUAUUUUGCGUAAACAUCACGAUGCAUGUAAAACAGAUAAAGACUUGCCUCCAUAUUUACCAAUCCCUCAUGUAAGGGACAUGCUAAUCAAGCCAGCUGAAAGAAAAGCCAAGGCUAAUGUUUGGAGUCGUGCAGUGCGAUUCCUKAGUGCCAAUGAAUCACGUAUUAGAGUUGAAAGUCAAAGAAUAGCUGGUGAAGACUUUGAGGUUUGGAGAUGGAUUCACAUCAUGUCRCCUAAACAUCACAGUCAUAAAGUAUCUCUACAAGACACUAAAAGACCAAAGUGUUGGCAAGGACAAGCCUUUGAAAACUUCCAGUGGGCUGUAAACCCUCCUGUAGUCAGCCCAACACCAUGCUUGAAGAUAAGAAACAUGUUUGAUCCUGAUGUGGAGCUAGAGGACCGUUGGCAUGUAAUUAUUCAAGAUGCUAUCUUGGAAAAAUGUAUUGAUGCUGGAGCAAAUAUUGUGCAUAUUGCUGUGGACAAGAGUUCAAGCGAGGGUUGUGUUUAUGUCAAAUGCAAUUCUAAAGACUCGGCUGGUGUUGCAUUCAAAAGUCUCCAUGGUUCUUGGUUUGAUGGUCGUUUAGUUGCUGUAAAGUACCUCACUCUGCGUCGAUACCAUCAAAGGUUCCCUAAGGCACUAACUGCUACAGGGUCUCUGAAGCUCUCUGGGACAAGCCCAUCAUCAUUAGUGACCUUAGAUCCUGAAGAGGACAUAGAUGCGAAUGACUCUGAAACAGAAGUGUGAAUGACCGCCUGGAGUCAACACAUGACAGAAUCUUAUCAUCGUUCGUAUUUAUAACGUUAUURAGGGAGUGGGACAUAUGAAAGAGUACGGAGCCCCUCCUUUUUAGGGGCUAAAAUCAGUGUUUUGGUCUCGCUYAGAGUGUAAAUGAACGGCUAAAUGAAUGAUUCCUCGGUUUAGAGUUAAAAUCAUCAACAAUGCUUUUCACUGUCAGAAAUUUAUAUCAUCAAAUUAGGCGUUUGAUGUUAGAAUUGAUUUACAAAAAAUUGAAGCCGAACCGAUUAGUUGAAAUUGAGGGAAGACACUGCUGCCACACCCACUACCAAAAAACUCGGUUCCCUUUCAGCUGUAAAUUUAACAUUCCUGUCCUCUUUCUUAUGGAACUUUCCACCUCCCUCCCCCGGGAUGUGUUCGUAUUCUCAUCACUUCACCAUGAUUGUGUUGAUAUACCAGGCCACAGUAAUAUCAAGUGAAUAUUGAUUGGACUGGACAUUAAGUUAAUGUACACUUUCAUUGGAAAUCUUGUUCCAAAUACUGAUAUGGUUAUUUUAAGUGCAUAAAAUGGAACUUUAGUAACGAAAAAUUUCAAAAUUUUCUAUAAAAUCCUCAGUUUUUUUCUCG
Exaiptasia diaphana is the source of this 2714-nucleotide messenger RNA. RefSeq names its product inner nuclear membrane protein Man1. Bases 3 to 2096 code for a protein of 697 amino acids. NCBI's taxonomy places the organism in Eukaryota, Metazoa, Cnidaria, Anthozoa, Actiniaria, Aiptasiidae. The record is from RefSeq and is a predicted model, not a curated record. Gene Ontology annotation, cellular component: nuclear inner membrane. Gene Ontology annotation, biological process: negative regulation of BMP signaling pathway; nuclear envelope organization. Gene Ontology annotation, molecular function: chromatin DNA binding. The transcript is spliced from 14 exons.